This is a messenger RNA of Fragaria vesca subsp. vesca, 2904 nucleotides long. Its product is annotated as TMV resistance protein N-like. The record is from RefSeq and is a predicted model, not a curated record. Bases 1 to 2904 code for a protein of 967 amino acids. NCBI's taxonomy places the organism in Eukaryota, Viridiplantae, Streptophyta, Magnoliopsida, Rosales, Rosaceae. The transcript has 7 exons.
AUGAGUACAGAAAGAGCCUCUUCAUCUGUACCUUCCUCUUCUUUGAAAUGGAAAUAUGAUGUCUUCCUAAGUUUCAGAGGUAAAGACACCCGAAAGGGUUUUACAAACAAUUUAUACAGUGAGUUGGUAGCUCAAGGGACUGAAACUUUCAUGGAUGACCAUGAACUUCAAAAGGGGGAAGCCCUUUCUCCAGUAAUUUUAACUGCAAUUGAAGAAUCCAGAUUUGCAUUCGUUGUACUCUCAGUCAAUUAUGCAUGGUCAACAUGGUGCUUGGAUGAACUUUUGAAGAUUCUUGAAUGCAUGGAAGCAAGGAUAACAGUUCUGCCAGUUUUCUAUGAUGUUGAUCCCUCUGAUGUACGACAACAAACAGGGAGUUUUGCAGAGGCUUUCAAUGAACAUGAAAAGAGAUUUAGGGAUGAUACAGAUAAGUUGCAAGGAUGGAGAACUGCCUUAACAAAAAUAUCAAAUUUCACUGGGUGGAAUUUGAAGGACUGGAGGUACGAACGAGAUCUCAUCAAAGAAAUAGUUGCAGUGGUGUGUGCGAAAUUGUUCCCUAGAUUGUUUAGAUCUGUGGAGAACCUAGUUGGAAUUGAUUCAAGAGUAGAAGCAGUUCAUUUGCUGUCACGGGAAGGUGUGCAUGAUGUUAGCUUUAUAGGGAUAUUGGGGAUGGGAGGGAUUGGUUUCUUUCAAAUGUUAGAAGCAAUGCAGAAAAAAGUGGUACUGCUGCAGUUACAAAAGAAGCUUAUUUCUAGGAUGCUGGGAAAAGAUGUUGACGUAUGGGAUGUUCAUGAAGGAGCCGAGAAGAUAAAGAGAUUUCUACGUUACAAGAAGGUUCUUCUCAUUCUUGAUGAUGUUAAUCAUUCGGACCAAUUGGACUAUUUGGCUAGAAAGAAAGAUUGGUUUCAUAUUGGAAGUGUUGUUAUCAUUACAACUAGAAAUGACCAUCUACUGGUUAAACAUGGUGUAGAGAGAAAAUUUGAGGUCCAAGGACUAAGUAGUGAUGAAGCUCUUCAGCUUUUUAGCUUGAACGCCUUUAAAAGAGAUUACCCUGAACAAAAAUAUCUUGAAUUGUCUAAUCAAGUCCUCAACUAUGCCAAAGGUCUUCCAUUAGCUCUGAAAGUAUUGGGAUCUUUUCUACAUGGAAGAGGUGUAGGCGCCUGGAGAAGUGUUUUGUGCAAAUGGAGAGAAGUGUGUAACAGAGACAUUUUUGAGACACUUAAAAUAAGUUAUGAUGGUCUUGAUGACAAGGAGAAGAAACUUUUCCUAGCCAUUGCAUGUUACUUUCAUGGGAAGAGAAAACACUAUGUAAUAGAAACACUAAACGCUUGUGGCUUGUAUGCAGAUAUUGGAAUAGACGUCCUUGUGGAAAGAUCCCUCUUAACUAUUUCCUUUGGCACAAUAUGGAUGCAUGACUUGCUCCAAGAAAUGGGUUUAGAAAUUGUUCGCCGGGAGUCUCCUGAAGAGCCAGGCAAGCGCAGCAGGUUGUGGCUUUAUGAAGUGGAAAUACAGGAACAGACAGUGGAAGCCAUAGUCCUGGACCCUGACCAUAUCAUGGAUGUUGCUGAUGAACCAGUUAUGCACAUGAAUUCUAAAUCUUUUUCGAAAAUGAACAAAUUGAGACUGCUUGAGAUACGUAAUGUGCAACUUUCUAAACUCUGUGACGGCCUCGAGUAUCUUUCAAGUGAGUUACAAAUUCUCAGGUGGUUGAAGUUUCCUCUACGAUCUUUGCCAUCUUCUUUCAACCCAGAGAAGAUAAAAGAAAUUAACAUGUGUCAUAGCCAGAUUGUAUAUCUAUGGAUGGGCAUAAAGCAUUUACACAGUUUGAAAACCAUCAACCUCAGCCACUCUUUGAAUCUUCUCGAGAUCCCAGACUUAAGUGGUAGUCCAUAUCUUGAAUGUUUGAUUCUUGAAGGUUGUAUACGCCUGACUGAGGUUGACUCAUCAGUGGGUAUGCUGGAAAGACUUACUUUGUUGAACUUGAGAGAUUGCACAAGUCUGUGUCUUCUUCCAUGCAGUUUAUCUGGUUUGAAAUCUCUGAAAGUUCUUCUUCUUUCUGGCUGCUCAAAACUUGAUAAACUGCCAGAAGACUUGGGCUAUGCAAAAAGUUUGGAAGAGCUUGAUGUGGCUGGAACUGCCAUGAGAGUACUGCCUUCAAGACUCGUGAAGCAAGGGUGUAACAGUGUAGCAUUCACAUCAUUGAAGCAACACCUUCAGGCACAUCCGUAUCAUCCUCAAGUACAGAAAUUUGAGUUUGUCAUUCCUGGAAAUGAUAUACCAGAGUGGUUCAAUCAUCAAAGCGCGGGUCCUUUGGUAACUAUAGAUCUACCUCCAGGUUGGUUCAAUAAUAAGUUGAUGGGAUUCGCGUUUUGUGCUGUAUUCGCAGUACAAAAGCAUUCACAUGUGUCAUGGAGUGAUGAUGAUAGUCCUACACAUGAGAUUCAUUGCCAAUAUGAAGUCAAUGGAAAAAAGAGGUUCCAUCUGCCUGGUUUUUCCUUCAAUGAACACUUAGGCCAAGCUGUAUCGGACCACAUCUGGAUUUUCUGUAGUUCACUCCGUAGUUGUGAAGAUUGGCUACAAAUUAAACUUUUAUUCACAACUGAUGGCCCAGGUUUGCAAGUGAAGAAGUGUGGAGUUCGUAUAGUGUACCAUCACGAUGAGGAAGAGAUUAUGGUUAACAAUGUUAAGCCUUUCACAUUUUCUGACUUCCCAUCUCCUGGUGAGGUAGCAAUUGUAUCAUGUGCCACCGCCAAGCGAGGUCCUGAACACUUUGAAUUUGAUUUUGGGUCUGACAACGAAGCUGAUAUAGGGUGUGGUUUGCUAGGAGAAAUGAAGAAAAAAUUAUUGUUUUCCGAUAUCAAAUUAAAGCUUCUGUCAAGAAAGAGGGAAACGUCUCCAAAUUGGUAG